Messenger RNA from Aspergillus homomorphus CBS 101889, 1071 nucleotides. RefSeq lists its product as uncharacterized. The annotation marks the transcript as partial. NCBI's taxonomy places the organism in Eukaryota, Fungi, Ascomycota, Eurotiomycetes, Eurotiales, Aspergillaceae. The transcript has a single exon. The record is from RefSeq and is a predicted model, not a curated record.
CUCCGGCCAAUCUCGCACGCCUUCGAUCCUGCCGGGUGCACACCCCCAGCUCAGCCAUCAACAACUUUCCCCAUCAUCCAACCCGAAACCAUCGCACGAAGCCAAGCGUUUCAGCAUGCUAACAUCAUUCACCCACCGUCUCAUCGCGUCCCAUGGCCAACCUCUCUCCCCAUUGCCCUCCAAUCCAAACACUGGCCCCAAGCUGAAGCAGCAGCAACAAGCUACCUGCAGACCAUCCACACCCACCGCCCCUCCCGACUGACGCAGGACAUCUCUCGCACCCACACACUAAUCGACACAGCGAUAUCCUACGUCAUCAAUCUCCUCCCUCUAAGUAACAUCGCCAGAAAUCAGUUGCUUGCCAAAACCUACAUCCUCCUCUUCCUCCACGACGAUGCAGUCGACACGCGAGACCCCGCUCUGAGGAUCCCUCCUCGCAGUACAAUCAGCAAGAAUCACGGCUCUACGACGGGGUUCCUCGCGUACGACAUCCUCGCGGAAGAAAUCCUCGCGGAGGAUCCUACCGAGGGGAAGCGACUGCUGGAAGAGAUUACAUCCUGGGGAUCAGCUACGCAGUGUGAUCGACCGCAGACGUUUGGGUCCUUGGAGGCGUAUAUCGUGCAUGGACUCAAGGAUUUCGGGGCCGAGUUGAUUCUUCGGACCGUGCGAUUCAGUUGUGAGGCUCGCUUCGACGAGCCGGAAGGGGAUGCUCAGCGUUUAAAGUCGCUGGAAGCGCUGUGCGCGAGGCAUUUGUUGCUUACGAAUGAUCUGUAUUCGUAUGCGAAGGAGGUAAGGGCGGAGGGGAACGGUGGUGAGAGGGUGCUUAAUGCUGUGAGGGUCGUGCGUGGGCUGAUGGGUGGUGAUGAUGUUCUCGCUAAGAGGAUGCUCAGAAUGGUGAUCAAUGAUGUAGAAGAGAAAUUGAGCGAGGAAUGCCUGCGCUUGGAGCUGUCGGGAGCCUUGUCGCAUGCGCAGCGAGUGUAUGCGCGGGCGAUGGUUGUCGCAGUCGCUGGGAAUAUGUUCUUUUCAGCGACGAGUCCGCGGUAUGCGGCGGCUGUCGAGGGGAGUAAGCUG